AUGUCUUUCUCCAGCCUUGUUCAGGAUCUUACCAUGAGGGAGUCCGGCGUCCCGCGCCGACCCCGCGGUCCUCAAUCAGUCUCUACCAUUGAUGAUGGCCGGUCGCAAGUUUCCCGUGCCAUGUCUUAUGCCAGCACAGCAGCGACAAGCGUCAGCAUCUCUGGCGACAUUUCCAGCCAGCUGCACGGGGGCUACUUCCACCCUCUUGCCCGCUCGUGGCAAGCCGAGAGACAGUUGACCAAGUCAAUGCUUAUCUACCCCCUCUUCAUUUCCGACCAAGACGACGAGGAGAUCCUGAUUCCCUCUUUGCCCGGCCAAUACCGCCGAGGCAUCAACAAAACAAUGGCCUGGCUGGAGGUGCUUGUGCGCAAGGGUCUGCGCUCCGUGAUGCUCUUCGGUGUGCCCGUGCGCCCGGGGACCAAGGACGCUCUUGGUACCGCCGCCGACGACCCAGAGGGACCCGUUAUCAGAAGCAUUCGCGCUAUACGCCAGCGUUUCCCUCAGCUCUUCAUCUGCGCCGAUGUCUGCCUGUGCGAGUACACUUCCCACGGCCACUGCGGUAUCCUGCGUGACGACGGCAGCUUGAACAAUCAGCUGUCCGUUGACCGCAUUUCCGACGUUGCCAUUGCUUACGCGGUCGCUGGCGCACACUGCGUUGCUCCCUCAGACAUGAACGACGGCCGGAUCCGUGCCAUCAAGCUGAAGUUGAUCGAGGAGGGCAUCGCUCACAAGACGGUGCUUAUGUCAUACUCGGCCAAGUUCUCGGGUUGCUUGUACGGUCCGUUCCGUGACGCCGCAGGCUCUGCCCCGUCAUUCGGCGAUCGCAAGUGCUACCAGCUGCCUCCGGGCGGCCGUGGCUUGGCCCGCCGCGCAAUUGUCCGUGAUAUUGGCGAGGGUGCCGACAUCAUCAUGGUUAAGCCCGCCAGCCAGUAUCUCGACAUUAUCAGCGAUGCAAAGGAGCUCGGCAAGGACAUGCCUGUCGCCGCGUACCAGGUCAGUGGCGAAUUCGCCAUGAUCCAUGCGGCGGCCAAGUCUGGCGUUUUCGACUUGAAGGCGAUGGCUUUCGAGUCGACUGAAGGUAUCCUGAGAGCUGGUGCGACCAUUGUCAUCAGCUACUUCACCCCCGAGUUCCUCGACUGGCUCUCCACUUAA
Molecule: messenger RNA, 1152 nt
Organism: Colletotrichum abscissum
Lineage: Eukaryota; Fungi; Ascomycota; Sordariomycetes; Glomerellales; Glomerellaceae
Product: delta-aminolevulinic acid dehydratase
Exons: 2
Coding region: 1-1152 (383 amino acids)
Biological process (GO): heme biosynthetic process
Cellular component (GO): cytosol
Molecular function (GO): porphobilinogen synthase activity; zinc ion binding
Source: RefSeq, a predicted model, not a curated record